Magallana angulata is the source of this 1819-nucleotide messenger RNA. RefSeq lists its product as uncharacterized. The coding region runs from base 380 to 847 and encodes 155 amino acids. The record is from RefSeq and is a predicted model, not a curated record. NCBI's taxonomy places the organism in Eukaryota, Metazoa, Mollusca, Bivalvia, Ostreida, Ostreidae. The transcript is spliced from 6 exons.
ACCUCGCUGUCCGUUAAGCCCUGACGGUUGUUAAUAUACAUAGCAGGAGGAUUAAAGGGGCCCGCUUUAGCACAGUGUUCUGUGGUAAGCCCUCUACAAGACUGGGCCCAUUUAGCCGAGUGUGGAACACUUCAUUAUGUAGUGGACACAAAAAACAACCAAAACAAAGGCGAUAUUGAAACAGUUGGGAUAGCAAGGAUCCAGUCCGUUUUAUGAUUAAUUAUUCCUUUUUUGGAUUGUUUAUUACAAAAACCAUUCACAAUGUCUUCCGGAGUCGGAAGUUAUAUGCUGGCAACCAGAAAAAGUUUGUAGAUUAAAAGAAGUUUCUUGAAUCAUAAAAGUUUUUGAAUGAUCGAAAAGAUAAAACAGAAAUUUUAAAAUGUCUCAAAACGGAUCUUCGCCAGACGUUGCAAAUUACCAUCUUAAAAGCCAGUACCAUGACAACUGUAUCCCACCCGAGCGGAGACAGCAGACCACACAAACGACAGAGAAGGCGCACAAGGAGGGGGACUACUCCAGCUGUGACGCCGUCACCCAGGACCGGAUCUGGAAGCAGAGCGUGGGCAAAGAGGGCAUGUGCCUUAAAAACUGGGAAGGAAACUGGGGCUUCUUAACAGAAUUUGAUUCUAAGAAAACCAAUCCCGGAUUUACUAUGGGAAAUCCCAAGCCCCGGGAAGAACUUCCGGAAGAUGUCAACAUGUACUCCAACGCCGUCCCAAACACCAACUCCGGUAACUAUGGCAACAAGGUCAAGUCGGAACUAGGGAUCAAAAUGCAGAAACUAGAGCACCAGUUUUUUGGUGGUCAGCGAAAGCGGAAGCUGGGUAGUGAGAUGGUGUGUUACUGAUGUUGAUUUUUUUUAGGGUGGUUCCUUUACUGCUGAUAAAAUAUAAAUAUUGUAAAUCUGUGAUACUAUAACCGUUGUCCAUUGUUUUACAUAUAUUUUAUAUUCUUCCAUUUAUAUUUUUAAAGAAUUUAUUUUGUACUUUUUGUUAUGCACUGAGUGCAAUAUGAUAAAGUUUAUAAUUGCUAUAGUGUGUUAUUCCCCAGUGUCAAAUGGGGCCAGUUAUCUAGAUAUGGUUUCAUUUCUUUGAGAUUCUAUCAACAAAAGUAGAAUUUUUGACUUAUUCUAGAUAUAUCAUGUUGAACUGAGCGAGUGGCAUGACUCUACCUCAAGCAAAACUUGUAAAUCAGAAUUCAGUCUAUAACUUUGUUUAUAACAUGUACAUGAAUCUCCCACUAUUCUGUAAAAAGAUACACCAUUAUUUUUAUCACAUAAUUUGUGUCUUGACAGACUGAAAUGCUUCAGUUUUGUUCAUGCAUUUGUUCCCAGCUUUUCUGUAUACAUGUAAUUAUGGCCUAACUGUUCUAGAGUGUAUAUUUUUCAAAUUGCCUAUAUCUGCAUUUUCCAAGCUCUUCAAAGUUUUGUCUUUUGCCUUGUUUUUCUUUCAUUGCUUUUGAAAUUUAAAUAUAUAUAAUUAUGUACUAGUUAUUAUCAUCUUGCCGCGCGAGUUUUUCUGUGAAGUUUUCUUUCUGGUCCAGUCCAGUCCACAACUGCUGAUUAAAUUCUGCCUUUGUUUUAGACACUGCCUUUGUCUCUCUUAGACUUGUACAAUAAGCCUCACUCAACCUGCUUACAUUGUCCUGCAAAUGACCGUGCCAACUCAAAAUCCAACCCUCUGUAUUACAUGAUAAACUCGAAGCUUACUCAAUUCUUGGGGUCUGAAAUUGUAUGAUGUAAUGAACUAACUCUUGUAUGAAUGGAAUGUUUUCUUUUAAUCAUUAAAGUUUUAUAUCAAUAAAAGUGUAAUUAAACAUA